Messenger RNA from Triplophysa dalaica, 828 nucleotides. RefSeq lists its product as uncharacterized. Bases 64 to 828 code for a protein of 254 amino acids. The transcript has 4 exons. The record is from RefSeq and is a predicted model, not a curated record. NCBI's taxonomy places the organism in Eukaryota, Metazoa, Chordata, Actinopteri, Cypriniformes, Nemacheilidae.
AGUCAGAUCUGUCUCACAUUCAUCAUCGUGCGUGGUUGUCGUUCGGUCAAUGUUAAGAAGAGUAUGACUUUAUACAGAGUAACUUUACUUUGUGUUAUUGAUCUUUUCCUAUUGGUCGUGAAUGGUGAUCCAGAUGAAGUGAAGUCAGUGUCAGUGAUGGAGGGAGAUUCUGUCACUUUACACACUGAUCUCACUCACUUACAGACAGAUGAUCGAAUACUGUGGAUGUUUGGACCCCAAGAGACUCUUAUAGCUGAUAUCUUUAUAAGGAAUCCAAUGAAUCUUUUAUUUGUUAUCAAGGAUCAAAUAUUUCUAGAUCGUCUACGGAUUAACAAUCAGAAUGGAUCCCUCACGAUCACAAACAUCACAAUCACACACUCUGGACUUUAUAAACUACUGAUUAACAGCAGAGCAACUUCAAUCAACAUGAGGUUCAAUGUUACUGUCUAUGAUCAUCUGCCUGUUCCUGUCAUCAGCAUGCACUCUUCAAACUGUUCUUCAUCAUCAGAAAGAUCUUUAUAUUGUUCAUUCCUCUGUUCAGCGAUGAAUGUGUCACAUGUGAGUCUCUCCUGGUACAAAGGAAACAGUUUAUUGUCCAGCAUCAGUGUGUCUGAUCUCAACAUCAGACUCUCUCUACCUCUGGAGGUGGAAUAUCAGGAUACAAACACAUACAGAUGUGUCAUCAACAAUCCCAUCACAAACCACAUACAACAUCUAGACAUCAAUGAACACUGUCUGCCGUGUCCAGCAGCAGCCACGUCAGAUUACAGCCAGCGCAACUGCGCGGCAAUUCCACUGAUCACCACGUACCGUGUGAAUGGCCCAUAA